This is a messenger RNA of Anguilla rostrata (American eel), 1136 nucleotides long. Its product is annotated as olfactory receptor 1E16-like. The transcript has a single exon. NCBI's taxonomy places the organism in Eukaryota, Metazoa, Chordata, Actinopteri, Anguilliformes, Anguillidae. Gene Ontology annotation, biological process: detection of chemical stimulus involved in sensory perception of smell; G protein-coupled receptor signaling pathway. Gene Ontology annotation, molecular function: olfactory receptor activity; odorant binding; G protein-coupled receptor activity. Gene Ontology annotation, cellular component: membrane. The record is from RefSeq and is a predicted model, not a curated record. The coding region runs from base 153 to 1124 and encodes 323 amino acids.
UUGAUUCAAGUAUUCAAUCAUUACUAAUAGAUCUGUGAAUGUUGCCGUGUUUCAGGAAUUCAUUACUUGAGGUUAACCUAUUUUUUAUUUUCAGGUCCUAAAGGACUGGUUUUUCGGGAGGUCAGAAAAAGUGAGGAGGAAACAAACCUGCGAUGAGUCCCCUGAAUUCACCCUCCUUGUUUAACGUCACUAUUGUACAUCCCGAAUUCUUUUACAUAAGCGGUUUUGCCGGUAUUCCCCACACAAAAUACUACUAUGUGUUCUUGUGCUUGUGCUUUGCUCUGACUCUACUGGGAAACACUUUUAUCAUGUUUGUGAUUUACACUGACCACAGUCUUCACACUCCAAAAUACAUUGUCGUUUUUAAUUUGGCUGUGUCCGACUUGUGUGGAAGCACUGCCCUUGUUCCUCAGAUGAUAGACACCUUCCUGUUUAAAUCACAGCUAAUCUCCUACAAGGCCUGUUUGACUAAUAUGUUUUUUGUUUUUUGGUUUGGCUGUGUGCAGUCUCUCACUCUUACUGCUUUGUCCUAUGAUAGAUGUGUUGCUAUAUGCCUUCCACUGAGAUACAAUGAGAUUGUGACUAGUAAAUCAAUGUUGGUGAUCACAGCCAUAUUAUGGAUUUUUGCAGGAACGGCCACUCUCAUAGCUGUGAUUUUUAUCAGCAGAAUAUCAUUCUGCAAAUCCAUUGUGGUAAACAGCUAUUUCUGUGAUCAAGGACCCAUGCACCUUUUGGCAUGCAAUGACAACACUCCAAGUGCUGUGAUUCACUGGACACAUCCCGUUAUUAUUCUCUGGUUACCGGUACUGUUUAUCACAGGUACAUAUAUUUCUAUAGCCAGAGCGUUAUUCAAAAUUGCAGAAGCUUCUGAGCGCCUCAAAGCCAUGAAGACCUGCACCUCUCAUUUGAUCUUGGUGAGUGUGUUUUAUCUUCCAAUAUGUAUCACCUAUGCAAUGGGCUCAGCCAUUCAACUGAAUGCCAGGAUCGUGAACAUGUCUCUGACCACUGUUUUGCCGCCAAUGCUGAAUCCAAUCAUUUACUCUCUGAAGACAGAGGAAUUCACAGAAUCCAUUAAAAAGCUGUAUAGAAGAAACAAGAUUCACAUCGUUGUAAGGAAUAAAUGAAUAAAUGUUUUA